Molecule: messenger RNA, 408 nt
Organism: Akanthomyces muscarius
Lineage: Eukaryota; Fungi; Ascomycota; Sordariomycetes; Hypocreales; Cordycipitaceae
Exons: 4
Coding region: 1-408 (135 amino acids)
Source: RefSeq, a predicted model, not a curated record
AUGACUCCAACGAGACUGCAAGAAGCUACAGAGUCUCUGGACACCAUCCGGCACCGGGUCAGCAAUCAACCGCGCUCUUACGAACUGUCACCACAUGACCACUCGCCCAGCAAGGUCACGCCCGCGCAGAAGUCCAGCGUUCACGACGCCAUCGAGGGCGAUCACACUCAGGUUGGAGUUGAGAUUGCUCAAAUUCUUGCGGACAGCCUUGGCGAAGGCCGAAAGACGGUGCCGAGUAGUCGCUUCUCUUCCGCGACCGCGAGACUCCAUGCCCGCUCCGACAAAAGAAGCCGUCACGGAUUGGCCCACGGAAGCAACCUCCGUAUCUGCGCCAUCCGCGGGGGCGAAACGCGCACAUGCAGAAAGCGCACAGGGCACGCGCAAGUAUCCAAGACGCUCGAGGACUAG